Molecule: messenger RNA, 4900 nt
Organism: Orbicella faveolata
Lineage: Eukaryota; Metazoa; Cnidaria; Anthozoa; Scleractinia; Merulinidae
Source: RefSeq, a predicted model, not a curated record
ACCCCUUAUACCCCUUCAAAACUGAUGGACAAACAGUACAAACAGAUAACCUCCCCAAAGAGUUACAAAUUUAAAGUGAAAUCAAAAUUUUUGCUAAUACUGGGUCAGCUUAAUCCGCUUUUGAACAAACCUGUCCUGAGUGGAAAGAGGCACUGUGAGACUGAAGUGUGUCGCCUAGGACAGAACACAGUGGCUACAGGAUGUGUUCAGACCAUGACCUCUUAAUCCAUAGACUCGUCUGCUAGCCUGCACACCUAAAUGAAGUUUAUUGACCCAAAAUUUCUUGUGAUAUUAUGGUGAAAGCAACACUGAAAGCUGAAUACGUAACCUUACGUAAAAUAAGGUAAUUGCGAUUAUUCUUAGGUGCAACUUGAUGGCCAAUGCCCAUCAAGCAGAGAGAUAAACAGAAUUCGUGAACUACUCCAGGAGGAACUGAAUUUUGAGAUCAUUAAUCAUCCAACUCCACCACAGUAUCCAAUGUCGAAAAAAGGCCACAAGAAGGCCAAAAGCAUUGAUAGGGUAAUAGCUCUGGAUUCUGCCUCGGAUAUUCAGCCAAGUUCGUCCUUAACAGACUCGAACUCACUUCUCGAUGAUACCGACGCAGAAUUUCGUUCCCGAGUGGAGAAAAUUCGCCAAAUGGGAGGAGAUUCUUGGCUCAAAAUAUUUGGUGAGAUACAAGGAGAAGAAGAAAUGGCCCAGCUCCAACAGAAUGGUCAAGCCUGUCUAGUGGACGACAAUGGUCAAAGUGAGCCUGCAAGCGAUCAGCCGUCUCCCAAACUUGACAUGAUCAGUGGAGCUAGUGCUAGUCUGAGCAUUUCAUCAGAACAACAGGAGACUGCGGACGCACCGGGCGAGAACGAGGCUCAUCCACGUCGUUUACAGUUUGGCUUUGCGCCUGAACUGGAAAAACUUGUUCAUGACAAAGUAGAAUCAAGCGCAGACCUGACCUCGGGUACAUAUAUGGUGGAGGUCGAGGGAGAGGAGCGUAAUAGAGGAAUCACCGAGGAAAGGAUGGUUGGAGUGGACCUUUUUAAAGGGGUCAUUAUCGAGAUACAAAUCACUACCGGCAAGACAUUUGCCAAGCAUAAUUUGGAGGACAUCAGUAGUGUGGACAUUUUGAAAGUGCAGGACGUCUUCUGUGUAGACAUCCGCGACGUCUUUUCCAAGGAAUGGCGACGUCAUCACGCGGAUGACAGCGACAGUUUGACUUCCGAUCACAACAAGGACUAUCGACAAGUGGCGAGGUACCGCAUGCGCUCAAUUGAAGAUGCCGCUGAGCUGUUUGCACUGCUUUACAAGUUCAUUACUGAAAGGUCAUCAAAGGAGUCUAUUCCCAGUGUAUACGUACAAGAACCGCUUGUAGAUGUCUUCCCAAGGAAUAUCGUAGACUGGCCGAAUCCAUUAGGAGUACAACAAGAUCUCUUGCACAAGUAUUUUGACGACUUCCUACACGAACCUGAGCAGGAGCCAUCCUUGCGUAACAGCGAGGAGAAUCCAUCAGACCGCAGUCGUACGCACAGGAUACAGACUAUAUAUCAGGCCCUCCAUGCGGAGUUCAUAGACGUGGGGUGCUUAAGGCAUGAUCGCUCCGGGCCCUCGCCAGAGAUGGUCCGUUUGGUUCUGUGGUCCGGUUGCCUUCCGUAUGUUCGCCCAGAACACGAGCUUCCAAUUUGUCUGUUGAUGACAAAUGUUAACAUAUAUUUGUUCCACUCAUCGCAUUUGGACGCACCCGAAGGCGUACGCGCCUUGAAAACAUCCAGCGAUUUGUGUAAGAUUCUGCAAUGCUUUUACAGCUUUCCCGUCCGAGAACUGAACGAGGUGGUGUUCGGAUUCUUCGAUCAGGGCUUUAGAAUGGAGGUUAAACUUGAUGGGCCUCGAGGGACCUUUACAGUACUCACGCGUGAUGCCGAAAAAACGGACAAAUUUCUAGAGACAUUGAGAGAAGUCCUUGGGGAACCCCUGAAUGAGGAGCAAUCUGCAGUCCCUCGCAUCAGGAGACAGUUUUCCUCUGAAAGUCUCCCCAAGCUAACAUUUCCCAACGAGGAGAAAAUUAACAAAUUGAAAUCCGAACUGGCAAAAUCUGGAGCAGUGUCUCCCACGGAAAACCAGAAUCUGCUAAUGUACUCAAUUGUCCGAGAAAUUCCCGACUGUGCCUCGUUCAGCGUCCAAGAAACCGGAGAUCUUACGAAGAUGCUCCGAAGCUUGAUCGUCAUGAAUUCGCAGAUUUUUCUGUGUGACGAAGAUCAUGUACACUGGCCACUGCCCUCGUUCGUGCGGGCGCCGCCGUCCACACCGCAGUGGGUGGUUACCAAGUCUCAGGUAAUCAGUAAAAUUAUUGGAGUGGAUGUGUUUGAGCUCGCAAGCAGUGUGUGUGAUUUUUUUGGCGUGUUUGGUCUCUCACUCAUCUUCGACCGCGACGAAUCCGAGUCAACGUCCGCCGACGAUCAACAUUGCUGGCACCUAAUUUUCCGAGCCGCGGACGAGCGUACACAACUUCAGCGGUCUCUCUCGCAAGUGUGGAAGGACAAUUUUCAAGCUGAUCUGAAAAUCACUUACUCCAAACCCAAGUCUUUCCCAGUCCUUCACGACGACAAAGAUCCUAAAGGCUUACUCGAAUCCACUGCUUCGAUUGGCCUUGAAACACCUGUGGGUACUCCUGUGGAGCAGAUGUCCAAAAAGACCCAUCGGAGGGUGGGGUCGGACAGUCUGCCGAUUUUCAAACCAAGCAUGGUGAAUAGCUUGGAGAGCUUAGUAGCGCUGGACAGAAAGGUGUUAGAUGGUUUCUUUCAUAAGUGGAUUUCACAGAAGGAACAGAACGAAGAUGAAACUCUUCUCCAUGUCUUGUGGACGGGUUGCACGCCUUAUCUCUUCCCUUCGCUAGAAUUCAAAGUUUGCAUCUUGCUAAGCAACUUGUAUGUGUACAUUUUGGCCGACAAAGAGCACAAGGCUUCUAUUAACAAGAAGAAAGGAGUGAAGCUGCGGAUUUCAGAAGGCGCUGACUUGAAAGAGGCUAAGCCUACCAUUUGUUUUAAUUUCAUCUCUAUCAGCAAAUUGCGCCAAGUUUGUGUGGGUUUGUUUGAUCAAACGUUACGACUCGAAACCGAAUCCAAAGAAGACACUUUCACAUUGAUCACACGUGAUUUUCAUCUCACGAGUACUUUUCUUGAACGUUUGAGCACAAUUUUGUCGUCAAAUCACACCGGCGAUUCUUCGCCUCCGAGUACCGACACGAUUCCGACGAGUAUCUACGACUCGCAAUCGAUUAGCGAUGUCGAUCCGCACACGUUUACGAAAACGGAUUAUCAACAUACGAACAGUGGCGUACGGUUCGUUUAUCCGAACGAUGACACGCUGGAGAUUCUCAAAGACGCCAUGGCGGACUUCAGUCGUCAAUCCGUUAACUGCAGCGUCCUCAGUGAUGUUAUUAUCUUGGUCUAUCUCUUGGUCUUCCACGAAACAGAAACGGCACAGGAAGAACCUCGCACGCUUAUCAUCAUGGACAAGUCUUUAUGCCUCUGCAUUGAAGACCAUGUCAACUACCCGCUGCCGUUAUUUGCAACGGGACUUCCCGAGAACCCGCAGUACAACGUGCAGGACUUGCGUGACAUCAAAUCGUUGUCACGCGUUGAAUUCAGUGACUUCAACUCGUGCGACUUUAAAAUGGUUUUCUCGCCGACUCGACUUCAAGACGAGGAUGUUCCCGAUGGGUUUGAUUCAGCCAGUAUAGGGGAGUUGUGCGUUAUAACACAUCAUAUACCCGACCCUGAAGAGCAUGAUGUGUGCUGGUGGAUUGUAGCGCAGACGUACGAGGAGAAAGAAAAAGCGCUGAGUCUUAUCUGCAAACUCUGGGCCGACAUUCAUGGCGGAGCUCUACCAGUCAUGAAGGCCAAGAGUUAGAAAAUCCGCGGUAUUUGCUUUGGUCCCGAGAACGAAGCUCAAGAGAGUAAACGCGAACGGUACAGUUCCAUGAUACUUGAAUUGACAUGUCAAUAAAUGAGCUUGACUACGAAAACAUCAAGAUGGACGAGUGUGGAGAAGCAGAGAGUCGAACAAGUCGAUUGAUAGACAGCGAGACGCGGAGAGGACUGGUGAUGGCGUCCUGGCUCGUUCCAGGCUCUUUUCACUGAACGCCUUGUACCAAUAACACUCCCUAAAAUGUUUGAGUAGGUUUUGAUACCUCUUUGACAGCUCUCUAUUGGUUUUCCAAACUUCUCGACCAAUUGAAGAGUCAAAACCCAGCACGUGCCGUUUAUCUGCACGUGGCUGUCUUAACUGCCCCGCAUCCAAGUAACUUAGUUUUUUUUAUGAGAUAGAAAAGGGGAAUCCCAACAUAAAGAUGGUAGCAGUCAAUCAAGAACUUUUUUGGCCUGACAACUUUAAAAGUACCAAGUUUGAAGGCAUCUCCUUUCAAGCAACAGUAGAGAACUAGAUAUUUGAUUACAUUCGUUUAGGUUGCGUAGUCAAAAGACUUUUUUGUGACCAGAAUCUUAAAUAACCGUAAUUGACGAGCUCUCUGGUGAUUCAGUACCAACACUAGGAAGUUAUUUUUGGUAGAAAAUAGCAGAGAAAGCCUGGGCGUUAAUUAGCGAAGAGCAUUCGUGUAGAACUAGAGAAACACAAAAGAGUACUCUUUGAGCUACCUUCAUAUAGAAAGUAACUGUGAAGAGGUUUCGUCCGUGUUUUUACCGAAUUACAGCAGCAUUCAUGGAGAAUUCGAAUUUUCUCCCUCCCAAAAAGACCUCUAUUUCAUAUAAAUGUCACUUGUAAUACAGAGCAUUACCAUAUAUUCCAAUAAUGUAUUUGUAUGGUAAAUUAGAAAUCAAAGGUUUUAUUUAUCAAUCCAAACGGUGUAUUUUGAUGUAGUACUUCCUAUAAUAAAUAAUAAUGAGUAGUGCUUUCA